AUCUCGUGGAGGACGCGCCUGUUACAAGAAGCACGUCUUCUGCUAGAGUAACACACACGGACGACUGCUUGCGUCUCUGCCGGUCGCCAAACACCUGUGACCAUGGACUUACUAACAGCUGUACUCACACUAGUGCUAAUUUUGGUUCCCCUAACAAUGUUUGUCCAAAAGAGACGUAAAAGAGCAGAAUACUGUAAACUCAUAGAUAGAUUACCUGGUCCUGCUGCCUAUCCACUUAUUGGAACUGCAUGGGAAAUGCUGUUUGCUGAACGCAGAGAUAUUUUCCGAAUGGCUGAUGAGAGAGGAAGGAAAUAUUGGCCUCUAUUCAGAACUUGGAUGGGUCCACUAGCAGAAAUUCAUGUUAUAAAACCACAGCAUGUAGAGAUAAUUAUGAGCAGCACAGACCAUAUCGAAAAAUCUCUUGUUUAUCGAUUCCUUCAUCCUUGGUUGGGACAAGGUCUGCUAACAAGCAAAGGGUCUAAAUGGCAUUCUCACAGAAAGAUGAUCACACCAACUUUUCACUUCAAAAUUCUAGAGACAUUUUUUGAAGUCUUUGAAGACAAGAGUCAACUGCUUGUUAAAAAAUUAAAAGAUGAGGCCAAUGGUCAAGUGUUCAACAUUCAUCCUUAUGUUACACGGUGCGCGCUUGAUGUUAUUUGUGAAACUGCAAUGGGGACACCAGUUAAUGCACAGGAAGAGACAGAUUCCGCCUAUGUAUCAGCUGUUUAUGCCAUGAGUGAAACUACACUUCAGCGAAUUGUUCGUCCAUGGCUACAUCCUGAUUUUAUAUACAAGAGAACAAAGUAUGGGAAGAUUUAUUAUGAAAGCCUUAAUGUUCUCCAUGGCUUUACAGAAAAGGUAAUUAGGGAGAGAAAGGCCUCAAGACUGAACAAUAAUAAAGAUCUGAAUCCCAAAGAUGAUGAGGAGGAAGUCUUUGGAAAGAAGAAACGAGUAGCUUUCUUGGAUUUGUUGCUGGAAGCUUCUGAUGGUGGGAAAAAUCUGACAGACCUGGAAAUAAGAGAGGAAGUGGAUACUUUCAUGUUUGAGGGUCAUGACACCACAGCAGCUAGCAUGUCAUGGAUCCUGUAUCUUCUGGGACUUCAUCAGGAUGUACAGGAAAAGGUAGCAGAAGAACUGUGUGACAUAUUCCAAGGUUCUGAUAGACCUACAACUAUGCAGGAUAUUCAAGCUAUGAAGUAUUUAGAACGUGUCAUCAAAGAAGGUUUAAGGCUUUAUCCCAGUGUACCAUUUAUUGGACGUAUACUCCGUAAGGAAACAAAAAUAGAUGGCUAUACAAUCCCACCAGACACCCUUGUAAACAUUCACAUAUAUCAUACUCAUCGUGACCCAGAACAGUGGCCUAAUCCUGAGCGCUUUGACCCAGAUAAUUUCUUGCCAGAACGAAUACAAGGAAGGCAUCCAUUUGCAUAUGUACCAUUUAGUGGUGGACCAAGAAAUUGCAUAGGUCAGAAAUUUGCACUGCUAGAAGAAAAAGUUGUUUUGUCCAACAUAAUAAGAAAAUUUAAAAUAGAAUCUGUAGAAGAUAGAGAAAAGAUGACACUAAUUGGAGAACUGAUUCUGCGGCCAGAAAAUGGAGUUCUUGUCAAGAUGAAAUCAAGAUGAUGAAUGUGAAAACUUUGAUGCAUUCUUGAGAAGUCUAUUCUAACAAGCAUGUUUAAAAA
Schistocerca gregaria is the source of this 1682-nucleotide messenger RNA. Its product is annotated as cytochrome P450 4C1-like. The record is from RefSeq and is a predicted model, not a curated record. Lineage: Eukaryota; Metazoa; Arthropoda; Insecta; Orthoptera; Acrididae. Bases 103 to 1623 code for a protein of 506 amino acids. The transcript is spliced from 13 exons. Gene Ontology annotation, molecular function: monooxygenase activity; oxidoreductase activity, acting on paired donors, with incorporation or reduction of molecular oxygen; iron ion binding.